Bipolaris victoriae FI3 is the source of this 1161-nucleotide messenger RNA. RefSeq lists its product as hypothetical. Lineage: Eukaryota; Fungi; Ascomycota; Dothideomycetes; Pleosporales; Pleosporaceae. The coding region runs from base 1 to 1161 and encodes 386 amino acids. The transcript has a single exon. The record is from RefSeq and is a predicted model, not a curated record.
AUGACAGCAAAUACUGAAGGAGACGCGUUUGGCAGACUUCCCGUUGAGCUCAGGAUCAAGAUCCUUGAAUUGUCACCCGACCUCUUUUCACUACGAAGCUUAGCCCAUGCGUCGCCGGCCUUAGGCAGAGUACUCGACAGAUAUCCGCUCGAAAUUGUGGAGGUAGUCUUAGACGUUACCGUUCCUGUGGAAACUCGUCGGCUGAUGGGCGCGGUUCUCAAAGCUCGGUUUUUGCGCUUUCCAGCAUCCCUGUCCGAAGCUCAAAAUGUGGCUAAAAUUGACUCGCCUGCGAUCACCGACGAAAUGCGUUCGGCCAGACUGGACCGGGCCGCCGCGGCAGUACGGUCCCUACUCACUACCGCUCAGAAUGUCCAUGCCUGGUCCCAUGCCUGCCUCGAACAUUUGAUACAAAAAUCAAUGGAGUUGCGGCCCUCCACCCUCAUUCGCCUCUGGGAUGGCCGUCUAUCCUGGAAAUGGUAUGGAAAAGCCGAAAGUCAUGGCAACUAUGUCCCACAGUAUACUGGCCCGCCUUCAUGGGUGGAGGAGCAGCGGAUGGUCAAAGCAUUCUGGCGAAUACAGUUCUUCCUAGAACUGCAGGGCGAUGAUAACAAGAGUCGCCUGAUGAAUUGUUGGGCAAUACAAGAAGUUGACGUGUUGUCCAGAAGCAGCCCGGAUGACUUUUAUGACAUGUUCCGCUUCCAGCGGGAGCAGACCUUGACCGCAUAUGAUUUUCUUGGCGAAGUUAUCUCGGGUACUAUUCCUUCGGUAGAAGCUGUCCACGACGACACUCAUGGGUUGCCAAAGAUACGUUGGACUGAAGGUACAGUGCCAAGAUGGUCAUGUGCCGAGCCACCCUCAUUCGGGCGUAACAAAGACAUUUUUCAUCAGGGGCGAGAAUACCUUGACCAAACACCAUUGUCGUGCCGGUUUCUAGAUAUGAUGUCUCAACCUCAUACUGAAGGGGAUUCGCCUCUAUUCGGCCUCUCAUUUCAACCUUAUCGCAGAUACGGGUUCGCCAUAUGGGACAACAAGCGUAUGGCCGAUCUGGGCAUGCGGGACCCGACAAAUACGUCGGUCUUUAGAAACCGUAUAUUUUACUCGUUUAGAUGGUGGAGUAUCUUGACUGAGGAGGACGUGCAACAGGGCUUGCAAAAUCAAUAG